AUGGAAUGCAUUCCUUACAUAUGGAAUAAAUUAUCAAUUCCAAAAGAUAAUAAUCAAAAUAAAAAUCAAAUUUUAGAUCAGGAAUUAGAUGGGAAUGGUUAUAAAGAUUAUAUUGAUGUUUAUGAUGUUAAUGAGACACAACAA
Molecule: messenger RNA, 144 nt
Organism: Entrophospora candida
Lineage: Eukaryota; Fungi; Glomeromycota; Glomeromycetes; Entrophosporales; Entrophosporaceae
Source: the annotation of a GenBank genome assembly